This is a messenger RNA of Macrosteles quadrilineatus (aster leafhopper), 3197 nucleotides long. RefSeq lists its product as uncharacterized. NCBI's taxonomy places the organism in Eukaryota, Metazoa, Arthropoda, Insecta, Hemiptera, Cicadellidae. The record is from RefSeq and is a predicted model, not a curated record. The transcript is spliced from 7 exons. The coding region runs from base 212 to 1465 and encodes 417 amino acids.
UCUCACCCCGACGCUCGUGGCGGCAGGUUGUCCUCGGAUCGUCCUGUUUGCGAACGCGUGUACCCUUAAAACGAUAUCUUAUUGUCAUUUGGAACCUACAAGUUUUAAAAUGAUCGCUGCGUAUACAUGACCGAUGCGUUUCAUGUAGUAUGUUGUGUGUGAAUUUUGCGCUAAUUUCGUAGUCGUAUCAGUUUGGUGCUUGAUUGAUAAGAUGAUGAGUCUGUGGACCUUAUCUUCUGUCUUCUACUUGGUCAACUUGCUAGUGGCUGCCGAAGAGGAAGUUGGAUCUCCUCUGAGGGUAGCCCAGUGCAGAGCGAAGUGUGUCUAUACGUUUGGAAGAGCUACUGGAGGAUUUGAGUCCUGUGUCAGUGAAAAUGACUGCCUGAUGUGUUGGGAGCGAUGCCAGCAGUUGGAGUCCAACUUUGUCGUCUGGGGCGUCAUCUGCUCGAAAACGGCACUUUGCGGUAGCGGGUGUCAACUAGCCUGUCAGUUCCAUCGGGAAGGUUCAGCGCAGCGAGCCCCCGUCCUGGUCACUCAAGGUCAACAGGUGAUAUCCCGGUCAGGAUUGCAAGUCAGCUGGCCGUCCCCCGGGGGUCUGGGGUCGCCGUUCGUCUACGUGGUGAUGAGCCAAUCAGGAGGCCAGUGGAGACAACUGCUCCAGACCAUGGAUCUGACCGCUAGAGUACCAGACACCUCGCUGAGAGUGCUGGUAGUGGCUAGAGAAGGGUUGGUGACCAUCUACCGUCCGCGGGGCUCCGCCCUCCCCGCUGCUGAGGAUGUGCUGCGGCAAGUCAGUCAGGAUGCGCUGCGGACGCUGAGGCUGCCUGCGCCGCAUAUCAACACUCAGGUGUUUGCUGAGCCGAGUCAGGACCCUCUGGAUAUGCUGAAGGACAUCGAUGGCAGAUGGAACCUUCGUCAGCUGUCCCUGAUUCACCAGAAGGUCCUGGUGAUAGCCGAAGUAGCCUGGAACCCUCAAACAACUUCCUCUGUAGCGCCUGUGUACCUAGUCACUUGGGAGGUCGAUGGUGGAGGCCUCAGAGGGAACUUAUUCACUGACUCGACCGCAGUCACUCUAUCACUGUGGCCUGACACUGUCUACCAUAUACAGGUCGAACUGGUCCGCCACGACUGGAAGCACGGUGGACAGAGUGAACAGUUAGUUCUCGACACCCACACCAGGGGCGCUAGUGACUCCCUUGUACACCAGGUGUCAGUUCAUCCCUCUACUGUAGUUCAUCCCCACAUCGCUGUGAUCGCUGGGGUAGCUGCGUCACUAGCCACCUUCCUGCUAGUCCUGGGCAUAUUCACCUGGCGGUGGGGCGGUUGGACUCCGAGGACGAAAACUGUACAAGACUUCAACCAGCCUUCCCAUAUAUUCAAAGUAUACCCCCCCGCAGUGAGGCUAGGGAUGAAUGCCUCCCCCGCCCCGCUAGAGGCUAUCCCCUCAGUAUGCGGCUCAUCGUGAUGAAGCCAACCUACAACUGUACAUACGACAUAGUUCCUAACUCUUCGUGACUGCUUCAGUGUAUACUAUAGUCUGUAUGAUGGAACCUGUCUCAUAACCUCCAGUCUACUUGGGACUGACUGCCAGGGCCUUGAACCAUUGACCGGUCAGAAGAAAGGUUAGGAGACAGGUUACAUAUAGAGUAUAUACUUUCAUAGAGCUCUGUACCAGAACCUACUGAGUCCAAUAAGUUUUUAUUUUUUAUUAAUCAUUAUAAACACUGAGAACUGUCAAUUUCGUAAAAUUUGUUGUCAAAUUCAUUCUAAGGACAGUGGUUUUUAUGUCCUAACUUUGGGUCCAAAAAUUCUAGGUUCUUGCCAGAAAUCGUGUAUACUCAUUACUUCAGAUUUGGUUCAGAUGUACGUGUGUUGAUCACAUGGUUAAAACUAUUGGUGAUUUAUGGGAUUUGACCCUAGGACCUCGGGUAUCGAAGCCCGCGCUCCACCACUAGAUUGACUCCCUAAACUUAAGCAAAGUGGUGAUAACAGUUAAGAUCUAUAGUGAAACAUAUGAGUUAGGACUUUUUAUUUGUAAUAAAUUUUGGAAACAGACGAUGUUAAAAUGAAUCUCAUUCAUUUAAAUUAUGUUAUUGGACUUAGUAUUUUUUGGUGAGGAGUUAUCAAUUGCAUCUUUCGUGUAGAUGUACAAAUAUUAGACACAGGUUGAUAGUGAAUCUAUUGGUAAAGUGGUGUGUUCCAUACAUUGAAAAAUAAGUUUAAAAUAAACUCAUUGCAGUAUUGUCUAUCAUGAGUACAUUUUGUCAAGUACUAAAACAUAGUGAUUCUUUUACGUAAAUUGUAUUAAUAAUUUAAAAUAAUAAAUUUUGGUAUGUUUAAUCCUUACUGGUAUAAAAAAAACGUUCAAAAGUUCAUUAAAAUUUAAACAUUUCUUAUAUUUUUAUAGGUAACCUUUCUCUUAUGAUUACAUAAACUGUUUCUAGUAUUUAUUUUAUGUCAUCGGGUGCUCAGGCUGUAUUAGCUGAUAUAUUUUGUAAUUUUAAUCAAACGUAAAUGUAAAGAUUAGUUAAUGUAAUAAAUAAAACCACAUGUAAUUCAAUAUGGCCUCUCUGCAACUAGCGUUAAAUCAAGCUUUCCAUUUACUUUGGUGCUCUUGUUAAUUGAUGGUACUUAAAUAGUUUACAAUCAAUAUAAUUGAUGUUCCAAAUAUUAAAUUAUAGGCUUUUAUGAAAUGAUUACUUUGCAUAAGAGCGCAUUGAAUGUAAUUACCCAUAUUAGUUAUCUCUAUCAUAACUGUUAGUGGGGUAAAGGCCACGCCAAAUGCAGAAUAUGUUAUUUAUUUGGGUUUAUUGGUUUUGCUAAUUGUAACGGGAUCUAAGUGCAAAAUACAAAUUCCGAAUAAUUUCUGUAAAUAUAAAAAGCUAAACUCGAAGGUAAUUUGAGUUACUGAAUGUUUUAGUUGCUUAAAUACAUUGAUUAUGUGUCUCCAAUUUCUCUACAAUUUUAAUUCAAUAAGUCAUUCAACUACUAUUAAUGUUUUGUUAUAUUUAUGUAAUGUAAAUUAAUUUGUUUUAUUUAUGUCCAACUAGUCAUAUACGAAGACUGAGUGUUUCCUUGUUUAUCUAAUUGUAGAUAUUGUACAAAGUCUGUAAGGGCUACCUACUUGUAACCUAGUGUAAAUAGUCGAUUUGUAAUAAUAUUUAAUGUGACUGUAAAUAUAUGUUUAUGAAUUUUUA